AUGGUGAAUCCUGCUUCGAGGAGGCGCUGCGCACAAACCCGCAACCAAAGAAAAGAGAAGAUGCUUUUUCUCUUUCCUUCAGCUGUUCAGCACUUAAGCUCAUCUCUUUCAAUCAGAGCUAUACGUGCCGUCUCUAAAGACGGAACUUGCGAGGUCUGGACUCGUCCAGCAAGGAGGUGGCGGCAAGGGUGGGGAGCGGAGGUCCUGCGAACAGCCAGUCUCGUAUAACUGUGGACCACUACGCGUCGGCAUGGGUGCGCUGAAGAAAGGACGCCACCUUUACACGGCGGGUCUUCUACUUUUUCUGUAUUGCAUGUCAUCUGCCAUCUCCAAAGGUGCUACAGGGGAUGCUCAGUCAGGCGCCCAACCCUCAGUGCAGGGUACUCUGCCGCACUUCAUUCAGGAGCCAGAGGACGCCUACAUAGUCAAGAGCAAUCCUAUUAAACUGCGCUGUCGAGCCACACCUGCCUUGCAGAUCUUCUUUAAAUGCAAUGGAGAAUGGGUUCACCAGAAUGAGCACUUCUCCCACGAGUACAAAGACCUCAACACGGGGCUAAAGGUGAGGGAGGUGAUGAUCAACGUGUCCCGUCAGCAGGUUGAGGAUUUCCAUGGCCCAGAAGACUACUGGUGUCUCUGUGUGGCAUGGAGUCACUUGGGGACCUCCAAAAGUCGCAAGGCUACAGUCCGCAUCGCCUACCUGAGAAAAAACUUUGAGCAGGAUCCCCAGGGGAAGGAAGUGCCAAUCAACGGGAUGAUCGUUCUGCAUUGUCGGCCUCCAGAGGGAGUGCCUGUGGCAGAGGUGGAAUGGCUGAAGAAUGAAGAGCUGGUCAGUUCCCAAACUGACGACAACAUCGACACCAGGGCUGACCACAACCUCAUCAUAAAUGAGGCUCGUCUCUUUGACUCGGGAAACUACACCUGCAUGGCAAGCAACAUUGUGGCCAAGAGACGGAGCACUACAGCCACUGUGACAGUCUUUGUGAAUGGCGGCUGGUCGCUUUGGACAGAAUGGUCUCCUUGUAACGUGCCAUGUGGGCGAGGUGUGCAGAAGAGAUCACGGACCUGUACGAACCCAGCGCCGCUGAACGGGGGAUCUUUCUGCGAGGGCAUGUCUGUGCAGAAGAUAUCAUGCAACUCCCCGUGUCCAAUCGAUGGAGGCUGGGAUGAAUGGAGUGAGUGGACCGUAUGCAGCAGCCAGUGUGAAAGACAACGAAGUCGAGAGUGCAACUCCCCGGCACCCAAACACAGAGGCAAGAUGUGUGAAGGGAACUCAGAGGCCACUGAGAACUGCACAGAUGGACAAUGUACUCAGAAUCGAAAGCUGCUACAUGACGUUAAACCUCAAAGUAUGGACAGUACCAAUGACGUGGCUCUGUAUUCUGGCUUGGGAGCUGGUAUUAUUGCUGUGGGCAUACUGGUAGUGGCUAUCAUGCUGUACAGGAAGAACCAGAGCGAGUAUGGUGUAGAUGUCAUUGAUUCGUCUGCACUUGCUGGAGGCUUUCAGUCCUUCAACUUCAAGACCACUAGACAAGGAAACCCCCUACUUCUCAACUCCUCUCUCCCGCCAGAUUUAACUGUGGGACGCACCUACAGCACAUCCCUGUGCUUCCAGGACGGUGCAGACAAAGAGCUUUUUGACCCCUUGCCAGACAUAAAGGUAAAAGUGCAGAGCUCAUUUAUGGUCUAUGGUGUGGCGGAGCAGUCCGAGUUCCAUGCCAAAGCACCUGUUGAGACAUUCCCACGGGACCUGAGCCGGGAUUACUGCAGCUCAAUAGACAGACGCAAGAAAGGUCUGCUCACCUUCAAUGGACCUUUGAGCAUCGGUAAAGAGCAACUGAGGACCUCUGGUGUGUUUGGUCAACCUGGAGGACGGCUGGUGCUGCCCAACGCUGGAGUCAGCCUGCUGGUGCCACAUGGAGCCGUGGCUGAAAAUAUGUCGUGGGAAAUGUACAUGGUGAUCAGUUUGGGAGAAGCAAGUGUCAAUACACUGGAAGUGUGUGAGAUCCCCCUGAGUCCAGAGGUGAUGUAUGGUCCUCCUGGCCUGGACCUAUCUUGCCCAGUAGCCAUGACCGUGGCUCACUGUGGUGAGGUAGACUCUGAGAACUGGAACAUCCAUCUCAAGAGGAGAACCCAGGGCAGUGAAUGGGAGGAGGUAAUGUUAGUGGAGGAUGAGUCCACUUCUUGUUACUGCCUAAUGGACACCACAAGCUGCCACCUGCUGCUCAACCAGCCUGGUUCCUACGUACUCGUGGGCGAGCCCUUGACACAGGCUGCCAUCAAGAGGCUGAAGCUGGCUGUGUUUGGGAACAUGGAGGGCACUUCCAUGAACUACAGCCUGCGGGUGUAUUGUGUGGAUGAUACACCCCAUGCCUUUCAGGGAGUGGUGGCAGCAGAAAAGAGCAGAGGCGGUCAGCUCCUCGAGGAGCCAAAGAUGUUGCCUUUUCGAGCAAACACCUUCAGCCUGCAGGUGUCUAUCCAGGAUGUCCCUCAGUUCUUGUGGAGCAUCAAACCCUUUACCACCUGUCAGGAAUUCUCCUUUGCCCAAGUGUGGUGCAGCAACCUGCAGCCUCUGCACUGUGCCUUCUCCCUGGAGAGAUACAGUCCCGCCACGACCCAGCUCUCCUGCAAAAUCAGCGUGCGGCAGGUCAAAGGCCAUGAACAGAUUCUGCAGGUUUACACAGCUGUUUGCAAGACUGAAAAGGAAUUGGUUCCAAUUUUCAUGCAGACGGACUGCACCAUCACCUCUCAGACGGGGCCCAGGGCUUUCAAAAUCCCCUUAUCCAUCCGCCAGAGGAUUUGCGCCACCUUUGACACUGCCAACGCCAAGGGCAAGGACUGGCAACUCUUAGCCCACAAACUCCAUUUAGAUCGAAACCUUGGUUAUUUUGCAAAGCAGCAGAGUCCCUCAGCCAUCAUCCUGUGCCUAUGGGAGGCCCGCCACCAGGACACGGCUGACCUCGACUCUCUCGCCAGUGCCCUUGAAGAAAUUGGCAAGAUCCACCCCAAAAGUUACCCCAAGGAUCUGGAUGAGGAGGAGACUGACUUGAAUCAAAUACAGGCGUGCAGCCUUAGAUGAACGUGCACAUUUCCAAAUGGUACAGCAGAGGACUCGGCAUCUCAAUAGCCAGGCUGAGGGAAGAGCAUCAGGCUGUCUGAAUGCAGAUGACAAACUGGUGAUGUAGAAACAUUGAUCUGCCCGAACAGGGAAAGGUUAGGCUUUAGUACCUGCUGUGGAUUCAACUACGACUCUACUUUUUAUUAAUGAUGCUAAUCAACUUCUUCACAUUAUUCUUUUGUUUAUAAUUUCAUUUUCCUUGCUUGUAUUUCAUCCUAGUGGAUUGGUGGGUGAAGAAGUCAAGUAAUUUCUGAAUUGGCACGAAAACAAAACUGAAAUGCACCAUCUCCUGGCGAUACUAUUGGCAGAAGAUAUUUAAUGCUUAAAUGUUGUAUUUAAAACUGUCUUGAAGAUUUAGUUUUUCACAACAAAGAGCAAACAGAAAAAAUUUCAGACUAAUAUACAAAGUGUAAUAAAAAAAAAUACAAUAUAGGCCUACUUUACGUGUAUCAUCUGUCCUACGGCAGCAUGGACAGUGUGACUAUCUGACGUGGUUACUGUCCAGUGAUAGUGAUUUCAUACCACAUUUUUAUAGCUGAUAACACUUUUUUUCCACUGCCAGAGAGAUGAGUUAAUUUCCGAGAGCUGUCGGGUGCAUGACUGUGACUUAUCAACCAAUUUCACCAUUAGGAGCUGUCAUGUUGACUUCACAUGAGCACACCAAAUUCAAUGCAUCUCUGUUUAUACUGGGGUAGCAGGAUGUUACCAAAACCGCAAGUAAAAUAUAUUCACUAUACGGUUAGACACCACCAAAUGUUUGACAUUGUUGCAAAUUUGGGCAGGGGUCAAAGGACAAACUCUAAAUAAUCUAACAGUCACUUCUCAGUAAUGUUCUGAUGUUGGUUUCACUCGUUUUUUUUUCUUUUAUAUUUGUCAGACUAAUUAAGUUCACCCAGGAGGAAAGGCUUUGGGAGUUUAUGCUAACAGAGAACUGACUGAAAUAAUGAGUAGGUAAGACCGGCGACAAUUGUAACAUUUUUUACAUUUAUGUCUCUAACCAACCUCUUUUGACCGAAGGCGGGGACGAACACCGUAAAUAUUGAACGGGGCCGUGCAUGUAUACAAGAUCCACUAUCCAACUCAACAACAAAAUAACCACAUACUGUAAUUUAGCUCCCAGUGCAACAAGCUUUCUUGCACAAAAAUGAUCGUUCAAGGAUGCCACAAAAAUGCUGAACAAGAAACCAACAUUAAAGCGCAAGAACUCAAUUAGUACAGUUUUUCACACACAAAAAAAAUCAAUUCACUCAAAAAUGUAAUAUACCUAUUC
This is a messenger RNA of Syngnathus acus (greater pipefish), 4385 nucleotides long. It is a transcript of the gene unc5db, whose product is annotated as unc-5 netrin receptor Db. Gene Ontology annotation, biological process: netrin-activated signaling pathway. Gene Ontology annotation, cellular component: membrane. Lineage: Eukaryota; Metazoa; Chordata; Actinopteri; Syngnathiformes; Syngnathidae. Gene Ontology annotation, molecular function: protein binding; netrin receptor activity. The coding region runs from base 251 to 3076 and encodes 941 amino acids. The record is from RefSeq and is a predicted model, not a curated record. The transcript has 17 exons.